This is a messenger RNA of Aureobasidium vineae, 1062 nucleotides long. The record is from the annotation of a GenBank genome assembly. NCBI's taxonomy places the organism in Eukaryota, Fungi, Ascomycota, Dothideomycetes, Dothideales, Saccotheciaceae.
AUGUCCAGCAUCGAAGAUCCGAAGCAGCUAUCCCUGAGGACAGCUCAAACAUCCAAUAACGCUCUGGGUAUCAACGCUCCGCCGUCACCAGCGUACAAGUCAGCUCCGGCGGACUCAUCCGUGCACUACACUUGCUUUAUCCGACUGCCAUUCCCCAGAGGUGACUUCGUAGACCCACCACAGGGAAGACUUGUCGGUAUAUUCUCCCUUUUGACCUGUUCUGCAGCUAACGAAAGCAGAUCUGCAAAAUUUGAGGUUUCUCUGGCCUUCCUCCUUCAGCAGGCAGCAUGGCUCUACGAACGCCACUUUGCACAGAUGAAAGCGCAGAUGAAGAAGCUCAGCCCCUCAGCUUGCCCGUCACCCAUGCCACCUGAUUCUACAGGCAACGUUGCUGUAAACAGCAAUGCGACCGCGUUCGCAGUCGGCAGUCAAGGUCAAAGGGCCCCUCCGCUCUAUCAGCACAACCGAAGGGCUUUCUCGUACGCCUUCUACCAGGACAUUGACACAAAGUCGCACAGGACCACCUGCCAGCCCAGCGCAACCAAGCAGCAGAGUAUUCAACGCAGCUUUUGGCAACCACAGAAAACCUGUGAGUCAGAUUCGGAUUCUUCUGAUGGAGAAAGUCAGAGCAUGGCACGCAGUCAAGCCUUCAGACGACCAGCAAAUUACAACAACAAAGGCAAGUACGGCUACGAUGACGAAGAUGAAGACGAAGAUGGCGAAUCAUCUGGUGGAUUUCUACCGUUCGCUACUACUGCCACUGGAAGUGCCGAUCCAGCUGCGACACUCAAAUCACCGGUAAAGCGCGCAUUUGAGCAGAGGACAAUCGCUCCUGACUCGUCGGCAUCUUCAGCUAGCUCUGCCGCAGCUGCCCAAGCCACCACACGCACGGGUAAGCAGAGAGAGGUCAAUCGAGGAGACUAUGCACAUGCAUCCCCAGCAAGUGCAUUGAGCCCUAGACACCGCGAGGAACUUUCGAAACUCAGCCCGAGGGUCCGUAGGGAAGGCAGCGAGGGCACACCGAGUAUGGGAAGCUCGUUCAGUGAUCUUGAUGGUACGUGA